Messenger RNA from Cheilinus undulatus (humphead wrasse), 1092 nucleotides. RefSeq lists its product as uncharacterized. Lineage: Eukaryota; Metazoa; Chordata; Actinopteri; Labriformes; Labridae. Bases 50 to 1036 code for a protein of 328 amino acids. The transcript is spliced from 7 exons. The record is from RefSeq and is a predicted model, not a curated record.
CACUGUCCCUCACAGUCUUCUGAACUGUCAGACACUGCUGAGGAUCCUGAUGUCUACUGCGCCAAAAAGAAACAGUCACCAUGUAGUGAUACAUGCUGGGUGCAUUGCCCUGGCUGUUAUUACUCAGGUGAUCACACAGGUCAUCUUUAACCUGGCGAAGGAUAGCUGGGUGCCCAACGCUUUGUUUCAGACCUCGUGCAGAAAUGUCUCUGAGACCUUCCCCCUGGAGGUGACGAUGGACUGGUGGUCGGAGCUGUACUGGAUUAUGAUUGAUGUUUGGUCACUUGCUUGGCUCAUCUAUGCCAUGGCAGGCAUUUUCAACAGAAAUGUCCUUGGCCCAGAGUCUUGCAACCCAGAGAUCCAUCCUCCAGAGUUUUAUCUGAUGUGGACCAUGAUUAAUAUUUCAAGAAUGUUCAGCACAAUGCUUUGGGACAGACACUUCAUUCUUGGCACCGUCACACUCAGCUGGAUACUACCUGUGCUCAGUUUCUAUAUGCUCUACAUUUCCUACUCUAACCUGGAUAAGCACAAAGCCUGGCUGUCUAUCAACAACCCUGCAGUGAUUUCAUGGACACGUUACCUGACCCAGAACAGCUUGGCAGCAUUUGCCUGGUGGUCUCUCUUGAAUGCUGUGGUGGGUCUCGGUGUAUUAUUCAAGCACACCGUAGGUGUGCCGGACCCACUGAUCAGCACCAUUGUCCUCACCAUAGUGUUCUUGUGUGUUAUAGCUUGGUUCAUUCUGCAGAGCUUCCUGUUAAAAAAAUACCUGCGCUACACAUUUAGCGUCUAUGCCAUCCUCAUCCUGGGCCUGGGUGCAAUGUUUACCAGAAGCUAUCGCAUCCACGACCUUGCUGCAAACACAGUCUUUUGUGGGUUCCUGAUGCUCCUGAUGACCAUUCUGAGCAUGAUCCAUUUGAUCUCUGAGUGUCUGCACACAGAUAAAUCGAGCAAGCCUCAUGCUGCAGAGCCUGGGGUGAUGUUUGUGCAGACAGUGUGGCAACCUGAGGGGAACAUAAAACACAAACUCCAACAGUGACGACAUGAAAACAAAACCUGAGAACAAUCAAAUAAAAAGAUCUCCUGCAACAGUGA